Messenger RNA from Huiozyma naganishii CBS 8797, 6639 nucleotides. RefSeq names its product bifunctional carbamoylphosphate synthetase/aspartate transcarbamylase (gene URA2). Gene Ontology annotation, cellular component: cytosol; cytoplasm. The transcript has a single exon. NCBI's taxonomy places the organism in Eukaryota, Fungi, Ascomycota, Saccharomycetes, Saccharomycetales, Saccharomycetaceae. Gene Ontology annotation, molecular function: ATP binding; carbamoyl-phosphate synthase (glutamine-hydrolyzing) activity; dihydroorotase activity. Gene Ontology annotation, biological process: L-citrulline biosynthetic process; L-glutamine metabolic process; 'de novo' pyrimidine nucleobase biosynthetic process. Bases 1 to 6639 code for a protein of 2212 amino acids. The record is from RefSeq and is a predicted model, not a curated record.
AUGUCCAUAAUUCCAACUGCUCCUGUCUCUUUCCCAAUUGAAUCUACCGGUGAUAGGUUAGUAACCCUAGAACUGCAAGAUGGGACUGCUUUACAGGGUUAUUCAUUUGGUGCUGAAAAAUCUACCGCUGGUGAACUGGUCUUCCAAACUGGUAUGGUUGGCUAUCCUGAAUCAAUAACAGAUCCAUCUUACGAAGGGCAAAUCUUGGUCAUCACCUAUCCGUUGGUUGGCAACUAUGGUGUACCCGAUUUUUCUCUGGAAGAUGAAAUUGUUGAGCAAUUACCUCGCUAUUUCGAAAGCAAUAGAAUCCACGUAGCUGGUUUAGUUAUUGCCCACUACACCGAAAAAUACUCUCAUUUCCUAGCUAAGUCUUCCUUGUCGCAGUGGUUGAAAAAAGAAGGGAUUCCAGCCGUUUACGGUAUUGAUACUAGGAACUUGACCAAACAUUUGAGAGACUCGGGUUCAAUGUUAGGUAGGCUUGCUUUGCAAAGUCCGGGAACAGACUCUUUUGAAGCUACUCAAGCCAACUGGAUGUCACACUUUGACAUCCCUGAAUGGGUUGACCCAAACGUCGAAAAUCUGAUUGCCAAGGUAUCCACGAAGGAACCAAAGUUAUAUUUGCCUCCAACUGACAAUGAAUAUGUGAAGUUGCAAAAAGGGCCAGAUGGGAAAACCUUGAGAAUAUUGGCAAUUGAUGUUGGUAUGAAGUAUAACCAAAUCCGUUGUUUUGUCAAGAGAGGUGUAGAACUUCUAGUCGUUCCAUGGGAUUACGAUUUUACCGAAGAACAAUAUGAUGGUUUAUUUAUCUCGAACGGUCCAGGUGAUCCAGCGAUCUUAAAUGAUCUGGUGAAGAGAUUAUCUUCUGUAAUUGAAUCUAAGAAGACACCUAUUUUCGGUAUCUGUCUUGGUCACCAACUUAUGGCCAGAGCUACGGGGGCGGAAACCUUAAAAUUACAGUUUGGUAACCGUGGUCAUAACAUCCCCUGUACGUCUACUAUCAGUGGUCGUUGUUACAUCACUUCUCAGAACCAUGGGUUUGCUGUCGACGUCGACACUCUGUCCAAUGGCUGGAAGCCAUUGUUCACGAAUGCCAACGACAACUCUAAUGAAGGUAUAUAUCACUCUGAACUUCCAUUCUUUUCCGUUCAAUUCCAUCCUGAAUCUACGCCAGGGCCAAGAGACACCGAGUUCCUGUUCGAUGUUUUCAUUCAAUCUGUUAAAGAGUUCAAGGAAACUGGUGCCUACAAACCUGUGGACUUCCCAGGGGGUAAGAUUGCUGACAACCUUGCUGCCCACCCACUUGUUGAGUCCAAAAAGGUGUUGGUUCUGGGUUCCGGUGGUCUGUCCAUUGGUCAAGCCGGUGAAUUUGACUACUCCGGUUCUCAAGCUAUAAAGGCUUUAAAGGAGGAAGGUAUCUACACAAUUUUGAUCAAUCCAAACAUUGCUACCAUCCAAACUUCUAAGGGUCUUGCCGACAAGGUUUACUUCCUGCCCGUCACCCCUGAAUUUGUCAGAAAGGUCAUCUUGCAUGAACGUCCUGAUGCAAUUUAUGUCACGUUCGGUGGUCAAACUGCUUUGUCAGUUGGUAUUGCGAUGAAAGACGAGUUUGAAUCUCUCGGCGUAAAGGUUCUAGGUACGCCAAUCGAGACGAUUAUUACCACCGAGGAUCGUGAAUUAUUUUCUAAUGCAAUCGACGAAAUUAAUGAAAAAUGCGCCAAGUCUCGUGCGGCUAACUCUUUGGAGGAAGCCCUAGAAGCUGUUGAAGAAAUCGGGUUUCCAGUCAUUGUGCGUGCUGCAUAUGCGCUAGGUGGUCUUGGUUCUGGGUUUGCCAACAAUAGACAAGAAUUGAUCGAUCUAUGUAACAUUGCAUUCGCGUCUUCGCCACAGGUUUUGGUUGAAAGAUCCAUGAAGGGGUGGAAGGAAGUUGAGUAUGAAGUUGUUCGGGACGCCUUUGACAACUGUAUCACCGUCUGUAACAUGGAAAAUUUUGAUCCUUUGGGUAUCCAUACUGGUGAUUCCAUCGUCGUUGCCCCAUCUCAAACUUUAUCUGAUGAAGACUACAACAUGCUAAGAACAACCGCAGUGAAUGUCAUCAGACACUUGGGCGUCGUUGGUGAAUGUAACAUCCAAUACGCAUUGAAUCCAUUUUCCAAAGAGUAUUGCAUUAUCGAAGUUAACGCUCGUCUGUCUCGGUCCUCUGCUUUGGCUUCGAAGGCCACUGGCUAUCCCUUGGCUUACACAGCUGCAAAAUUAGGUUUGAAUAUUCCAUUGGACAAGGUCAAGAACUCCAUCACCCAGUCUACAUGUGCUUGUUUUGAGCCAUCUUUAGAUUAUUGUGUUGUCAAGAUGCCAAGAUGGGAUUUGAAAAAGUUCAGCAGAGUUUCCACCUUAUUGUCAUCAUCCAUGAAGUCUGUUGGUGAAGUGAUGAGUAUAGGCAGAACGUUUGAAGAAGCAAUUCAGAAGGCUAUCAGAUCCACCGAAUACUCUAACUUAGGUUUCAACGAAACCGAACUAGAUAUUGACAUUGAUGCAGAAUUGAACAACCCUUCCGAUUUGAGAGUAUUCGCUAUUGCUAAUGCUUUCCGUAAAUUGGGUUAUUCUGUCGAAAAGGUUUGGGAAAUGACGCAUAUUGAUAAAUGGUUUUUAAACAAAUUGUACAAUUUGACUGCCUUCGCCAAAAAAGUUGCUGAUAUCGGAGCCAUCGAAGAAUUAUCUUCUGAUGUCAUGAGGGAGGCAAAACAGCGUGGUUUCGAUGAUAGACAAAUUGCAAAGUUCUUAAACUCCAAUGAAGUUGCUAUUCGUCGUCUAAGAAAAGAGAUGGGUAUUACACCAUUUGUCAAACAAAUUGACACAGUCGCCGCUGAGUUUCCCGCUCAUACCAACUAUUUGUACAUGACUUACAGUGCAUCGGCUAACGAUCUAGACUUUAAUGAUCAUGGUGUCAUGGUUUUGGGUUCUGGUGUUUACCGUAUUGGUUCAUCUGUUGAGUUUGAUUGGUGUGCCGUUACUGCUGUCAGAACUCUCCGGGCCAACAAAUAUAAGACUAUCAUGAUCAACUACAACCCUGAAACUGUAUCUACAGAUUACGAUGAGGCUGAUAGAUUGUAUUUCGAAACAAUCAGUCUGGAAAGAGUGUUAGAUAUCUAUGAAAUUGAACAAUCUGAAGGUGUUGUGGUUUCCAUGGGUGGCCAAACUUCAAACAAUAUCGCUAUGUCUUUGCAUCGUGAGAACGUUAAGAUUCUCGGAACAUCUCCAGAUAUGAUUGACUCUGCUGAGAACCGUUUCAAGUUUUCUCGUAUGUUGGACCAAAUCGAUGUUGAUCAGCCGGCAUGGAAAGAACUGACAUCCAUGGAUGAGGCCGAAGACUUUGCCAACAAAGUUGGCUACCCGGUCUUGGUUCGUCCUUCGUAUGUGCUUUCUGGUGCGGCUAUGAAUACUGUAUACUCCAAGAACGACUUGGAAGCUUACCUGAAGCAAGCUGUAGAGGUUUCUCGUGACUACCCCGUUGUGAUCACGAAAUACAUUGAGAACGCGAAGGAAAUUGAGAUGGACGCAGUGGCCAGAAAUGGUGAACUAGUCAUGCACGUGGUCUCUGAACACGUGGAGAAUGCAGGUGUUCACUCUGGUGAUGCUACGCUGAUCGUUCCUCCCCAAGAUUUGGCUGCUGAAACCGUUGACAGAAUUGUUGUCGCUACUGCCAAAAUUGGGAAAGCAUUGAAAAUUACUGGUCCUUACAACAUUCAAUUCAUUGCGAAGGACAAUGAAAUCAAAGUGAUAGAAUGUAAUGUCCGUGCCUCUCGUUCGUUCCCAUUUAUCUCGAAGGUUGUCGGGGUUAACCUGAUUGAACUGGCGACAAAGGCCAUCAUGGGUAUUCCGUUUGAUCCUUAUCCAGUUGAGAAGUUACCCGAUGAUUAUGUUGCUGUUAAGGUUCCUCAGUUUUCUUUCCCACGUUUGGCUGGUGCUGACCCUGUUUUGGGUGUUGAAAUGGCCUCCACUGGUGAGGUCGCCACAUUUGGUCAUUCCAAAUAUGAGGCAUACCUGAAAUCUCUCCUAGCUACAGGCUUCAAACUGCCUAAAAAGAACAUUCUUUUGUCUGUGGGUUCCUUUAAGGAAAAACAGGAGCUGCUUCCAUCAAUUGAAAAAUUACAUAACAUGGGUUACAAGCUGUUUGCAACUGCCGGUACAGCUGACUUCAUUUCUGAACACAACAUGCCUGUCCAGUAUUUGGAAGUUUUGAACAAGGGCGACGACGAAAAGUCGGAGUACUCUUUGACUCAGCAUCUCGCUAACAAUAACAUUGACUUAUACAUCAAUCUACCCUCUGCUAACAGAUUCCGUAGACCUGCAUCCUACGUUUCUAAGGGGUACCAAACUCGUCGUAUGGCUGUUGAUUAUUCCGUUCCUUUGGUCACUAACGUAAAAUGUGCAAAGCUGUUAGUUGAAGCGUUAUCAAGACACUUUACCCUUGACGUGUCUGAGCGUGAUGCCCAAACCUCUCAUAGGACUGUUACCAUUCCAGGUUUGAUAGAUGUUGCCACGUACGUUCCAAAUUCCUCCAAUUUAACGAAAGGCCCAGAGGAACUGAACGAGAUUUCUAGGUUGUACUUGGAAUCUGGUUUCACAUUCAAUCAGAUCAUUCCACGGUCCAUCAGCGGGCCAACUAUCAGAGAUGUUGUGUCUUUGAAAGCUGCUAAGGUAUCAUGCGAAGACUCUUCGUACACGAAUUACUCUUUUGCCGUCGCAGGAACUCCAAACAACAUUAAUGUUGUUGGUGCGACUGCUGAACAAGUCAGCGCAUUGUUUUUACCUCAUCGUGAGCUAAAAAACAAAAUUACAGCUGUUGCAAAGUUGUUAAAGACAUGGCCAAACAGUAAGCAAGUUAUUGCUGAGGCUAAAACUUCUGAUUUAGCUUCCGUCUUGCUAUUAGCCUCGUUACAAGAUAGACCAAUCCAUAUCACAGGUGUUGCGAACAUGGAUGAUCUAUCUUUGAUCAUGACGGUGAAGGAAAAGGACCCAAGAGUAACAUGUGAUGUCAACGUCUACUCUAUGUUCAUCACCGAGGAGCAAUAUCCAGAGGGUGUCUUCCUUCCAACAGAGAAAGACCAAGAGUUUUUCUGGGAAAAUUUGGAGUCAAUUGACUGUUUCUCCAUUGGGAUGCUACCAACGUCUCUAGCAACGAUUACUGGUAACAAGGUUGAUGUUGGCUUAGGUAUCAAAGAUGCCCUACCUUUGCUACUUUCUGCCGUCGAAGAAGGAAAAUUGACAAUUCAAGAUAUCAUUACUCGUUUGCACGACAACCCAGUGAAGAUCUUCAACAUCCCAGAACAGGAUGCACUUGUUGAGAUUGACUUGGACUACCAAGUUAACCAUACCAAGAGAUGGUCGCCAUACACGAAAGGCUUUUUAGCUGGUGGUAUCGAGCGUGUUGUUAUCAACAAUGAAACAUGUGUCUUGAGCGGGGAGUUGAUUGCAUUGAAACCAGCAGGCACAGCUGUGAUAACCGAGCCAGUUGCAGAAACUCCAGCGGAAGCACCAACCCCACUUGCAACCAAAAGAUUCUCCGUUUCUGGGGAAAGACCAAAAAUCUUUGAAAGUGUUGAGAUGGCAGAAGACGCCAUUGUGGAACCAAGUUUGGAACAAAGAUUGAUGUCUUCUAAGCCUCCAAGAGAACUUACUGCCCCAACUGCCCUACAGAAUUUGAUCCGUGGGAACAACCCAUUCAAGGGCAGACAUAUUCUGUCCAUCAAGCAGUUUACCCGUUCUGAUUUCCAUGCUUUAUUUGCAGUUGCACAGGAAUUGCAAGCUGCGGUUGCAAGGGAGGGUGUUUUGGAUUUGAUGAAGGGUCAUGUUUUGACUACUAUCUUCUACGAACCUUCCACCCGUACUUGCUCUUCGUUUAUUGCUGCUAUGGAAAGACUGGGUGGUAGGGUUGUAAACAUCAAUCCAAAUGUCUCUUCGGUCAAGAAGGGAGAAACGUUGCAAGACACCAUUAGAACUUUGGCUUCGUAUGCAGACGCUAUUGUCCUUCGUCACCCAGAUGAAAUGUCGGUCCAUAUUGCCGCGAAAUAUUCCCCAAUCCCAAUUUUGAACGCUGGUAAUGGUUCUCGUGAACACCCAACCCAAGCGUUCUUGGAUCUGUUCACCAUCCGUGAAGAAAUCGGUACUGUCAAUGGUAUCACUGUUACCUUUAUGGGUGACUUGAAGCACGGUAGAACAGUCCACUCAUUAUGCCGUUUGUUGAAGCACUACCAAGUGAGAAUUAACUUGGUUUCCCCUAAGGAAUUGAGACUACCUGACUUGUUGAGACAAGAGUUGUUAGAUGCCGGUAUGCUGGGCGUUGAAAGUGUUGAUUUAUCUCCGGAAAUCAUCUCAAAAUCCGAUGUCCUGUACUGUACCAGGGUUCAAGAAGAGAGAUUUGUCAACAAGAAGGACUACGAGCGCUUAAAGGACGCAUACAUCGUAGACAACAGAAUAUUGGCGUAUGCUAAGGAGCACAUGGCUAUUAUGCAUCCUUUGCCUCGUGUCAACGAAAUUAAGGAAGAAGUUGAUUACGACCACCGUGCUGCCUACUUCAGACAAAUGAAAUACGGUCUAUAUGUCAGAAUGGCACUAUUGGCCAUGGUUUUGGGGGUUGAAUGA